Arabidopsis thaliana (thale cress) is the source of this 315-nucleotide messenger RNA. RefSeq names its product low-molecular-weight cysteine-rich 76 (gene LCR76). NCBI's taxonomy places the organism in Eukaryota, Viridiplantae, Streptophyta, Magnoliopsida, Brassicales, Brassicaceae. Gene Ontology annotation, cellular component: extracellular region. Bases 55 to 315 code for a protein of 86 amino acids. The record is from RefSeq and is marked reviewed. Gene Ontology annotation, biological process: defense response. The transcript is spliced from 2 exons.
CCAAUAUCAAGAGCUCUAUUCUCUCUUAACUCUUUUGAUCAAGUAGUUAUCAAAAUGAAGAGCUCUAUGCAGUUAAUCUCUACACUCUUCUUCCUAGUCAUACUUGUUGUCGCACCAGGUAUGAAGAUGGUUGUUGAAGGACAACCACAAUUGUGCGAAACGAAAAGCUUAAACUACAGGGGGUUGUGCUUGAAAUGGAGGAGUUGCAAGCGAGUAUGUAUUAGCGAAGGUUUCCCUGAUGGUCGAUGCAAAGGAUUCUUCAACAACAAAUGUGUUUGCAGGAAGCCUUGUGCUCUUCUUUCUACCGAAAACUAG